UAUCUGCUUUUCCUGCACAUGCAAAGAGAAAUGCUUAGUAAACACUUUUGCCUUCUUUAAUCAAUAACGACAAAAAAUCUGCCUUCUCUACAUAAUAAGGACCAAAGCUAUUAUGAGGAUUCAUUUUGUUGCUGUACGUACAUGCAUCCUUGCAUGUCUUGGUGUAGGAUUUGGUUGGCUCUGUCUAGGAUUAUGAGCUCAGAAUACAUUGUGGGCAACUGAAGCAAGUCUCUUUUAUGGUUGAUUUAACAGCAAAAAAAGAGGGUCAGGGUAGCCCCCGAAUUGGGGGAUGACUGGUGCAGUAACAAAACCAUCGGUUGGUAUUUUUACUGGUGUUUUAGAACUGCUGUUCCACGGGAUUGGCCACGGUUCCGAAAACGGAACCUGACAGCAGAGACUAGAGCGCAGGUUAGAAAAGAGCAAGACGUGACUUCGUGGCCCAGGUACAAGCGAUCCAGGAGAGCAGGGCUGUCAGUCCGACGGACGCCGGCAAGGUAGAGGCCAGAUGGGCCUUCCUGCCAAAAGCUUCCUCCUAUUUGUUUGAGAAACUCGUCUCCUAUUGGCUGCAGUUUCGGGUGGUUAAUGAGAAACCCUGGUGGCUGGGGAAAGGUCACUGGCUCCCGAAACGGCCCCUGUCCUUGUAGCUCCAUUUCUGCAGCUCGGCCGGUCAGCGUGAAGCCCAAACUGCCCAGGCCUGGGAGGAAAAAAACCCGCACCAUGUCCAAGCUGGUGGAAUGUGUCCCCAACUUCUCCGAGGGCAAUAACAAAGAGGUGAUCGAUGCCAUCGGCCAGGCCAUCGCUCAGACACCGGGGUGUGUCCUGCUGGACGUGGACGCUGGCCCGUCCACCAAUCGCACGGUCUACACCUUCGUGGGCAGCCCAGAUGACGUUGUCACGGGGGCCCUGCGUGCCGCCCGAGUGGCCUUGCAGCUCAUCGACAUGGGCAAGCACAAAGGAGAACAUCCCCGCAUGGGCGCCCUGGAUGUCUGUCCUUUUGUCCCAGUGAGGAACGUCACCAUGGACGAAUGCGUUUGCUGCGCCACUCGCUUUGGGCAGCAGUUGUCGGAGGAGCUGGGCGUGCCUGUCUACCUGUACGGAGAAGCCGCGCGGCAGGAGAGCAGGAGAUCUCUGCCCGCAAUCCGAGCCGGGGAGUACGAAGCCCUCCCUGAAAAGCUCACAAAGGCCGAGUGGGUUCCUGAUUUUGGCUCCGCAUCCUUCGUUCCAAGAUGGGGAGCCACAGUCACUGGUGCACGCACGUUCCUCAUUGCGUACAACAUCAACCUCCUGUGCACAAAGGAGCUGGCACAUCGGAUUGCUCUCAACAUCCGGGAGCAGGGCCGCGCGAAGGACCAGCCCGGGCGUCUGAAGAAGGUCCAGGCCAUGGGCUGGUACUUGGAUGAGGAGAAUAUUGCCCAAGUGUCUACAAACCUGCUGGACUUUGAAAUCACCUCCCUGUACACGGUCUUUGAGGAGGUCCGCAAAGACGCCCAGGAGCUGACCCUGCCUGUGGUGGGCUCCCAGCUGGUGGGGCUUGUUCCCAAGAAGGCCAUGCUCGACGCGGCGGAGUAUUACAUUCAGAAAGAGAACCUCUUCAUCCUGGAGGAGGAACAGAAAAUCCGACUGGUAGUCAGCCGUCUGGGCCUGGACUCCUUGUCUCCAUUUAACCCCCAGGAGCGCAUUAUCGAGUACCUGGUGCAGAGCGGCCAGGCAGACGGAGGCCUGGUGUCCAAGUCCCUGCGCGCCUUCGUGCAUGCCGUGGGCGCACGCUCCGCAGCGCCCGGGGGAGGAUCGGUGGCUGCAGCGAUGGCUGCUCUGGUAGGUCCGCGCCUCGCUCUCCCGCGGGUACCGCAGACUGGGGCGCUUGCGCCGGGUUUAAGGUGGGGUGGGAGCCCACGCGAGUCCAGCGCUGACGCCGCCCACGAGGGAGCCGCCAGAGAAACGGCAGCACUGUCAGGAGCUGGAGUUGCUUCCUGGGAGGUUCUCUUAACGGGCCCAGCACAUCCAGCCUGAGCCCCCAUCCAGAAACUGCACGUCGCUCCGGGGCCCCGGGGCAACGCUUCCCCUCUCACAAGCCCCAGCACCCUGCCCUGCACAUAGUCUGCGGGGGCUCAGCGGGCUGGUUUGGGACCCUGGCAACACCGAGCGGGUUCCCACCCCAGCCGAAGAGCAACAGACACGGCCCCAGCUCCGCUCCGGGAGCACUCAGCGAUGGGCUGCUGGCAGUGCCCAGGGCACCCCAAUCCGAGCGCGCUCAGGGCAGCUCUCUUCGGAUGGAAGGAGGCGCACUGUGCUUGCCCCUCCAGGUAACGGGUAUUUACCUGGGGCCUGACAAUAAACAAAAGUGGUUUUAUCGAAUGUGCGCCCAUCGGCCGUACGUGACUGCAAGGGGAGACAGGCUGCGCCAAGGCAAAUCCAGCACGGCGCGAAUUCGAAUCCCUAAGCAACUCCCCUGAUCUCCUCUCUGGGCCUGAGCCUUCCUCCUUCUCAGCCUGUUUCCAGCAGGCAUCUUAGGUGGUAAGUAAGGGUCUCCUGGCAUCGGGCACCUGCCCCAUUGCUGUGCCCCUUUGCCACAGGCAGGAAUCCUUGGUGCUCAGGUCACACGUUCCUCCCCUCGAGUGGGAAAGCCCCAGAUCCCAAAUGGGUCCCAGCCGCGGGCGGCCUGUAGGACUAGCCUCAGUUUGCACUCACAGGACAAACCAAACCAUCCCCAGGGCACUGGCCUGAUCGCCCAGCCAGCAAAGGUAUCGCGAAUGACUUACCAGAAGACAGGACUGAUACAACCGGUUCCCGCUGCCUGCAAGACAGAGCCAUGCCCACGGAGAGGGCACACGCAGCCGGGGCCAGGCUUCCCGGUGGUUACAUGACCUGCCUGGCAUUAUGUUUGUCCAAGUUAUGCAUAUUCAUAUUCAUGAGCCAGUUUCAUAAAGCAUGGGCUCCCCGGCGGGCAUCGCCUUGACAGAAGUCUCGGUGUUGGGGCCAGUGUGGCCACCCAGCUGAGGGUCUGGGGAAGCCCCACACGCUCUAACAGAUGGGUGCCCCCGUGCCACAGCUGCCGAGCUGCUCCGUGUGCGCUCCGGGCCGGUGGGCCUGCUGGCACCGGCAAACGGUUCCUUGGCGCCCAGGGAACGUGCUCCGUGGUAAGAGUUGUUCUCCCGCCCUCUCCUGCGUUGCCCUCUGCACCGGGCGGGGCUCCCGGGGCUCCAGCGCUGUGUCCGCAGCACUUCCUAGCUGGUGCUCAGGGCCACGUGGCGCAUCGCAGGCACAGCCGGGAUGGGCUCUUUGCCUAGCCGAGGUGCUGGCGCAGUGCCAUGUGGAGUGGCAGGGGCCACCCACUCCCGUCCCUUUC
Messenger RNA from Pelodiscus sinensis (Chinese soft-shelled turtle), 3346 nucleotides. The record is from RefSeq and is a predicted model, not a curated record. NCBI's taxonomy places the organism in Eukaryota, Metazoa, Chordata, Testudines, Trionychidae.